GGCGCGGCCAGGGCGGAGUCGGAGGACCGCGGCCCGCAAGAGUUAGCCUAGAGAGGCUCUAGCCAUAGAGCGCCAGCCUGGAGCGGGCCUGCCGCCGCGCGCGAGGCGCAUGCGUCCGGUUUCGCUUCGUGCUGCGGCGUGGGGAGCGCUCGGAGGGACGGCGGAGCUGUACGGGCAGGGGCCGGCACCAUGGCUCCCGUGCUGAACCUCAACAACGAGGUUGUGAAGAUGAGAAAAGACGUGAAGAAGGCCAGAGUCCUGACUAUCCGCAGACUAACCAGACACAUUGCGAAACUAAAGUUGAAAAAGGGUUCAGAAGACUUGAAAUUAAAGAACCAAAAACGAGUUGAGAGAUUAAUAGAAGAAAUCCAUGCCAUGAAGGAUAUAAAGCCAGAUGAAGUUACCAGACUUGCUCUUAGGACAGAAGUUAAUUUUGAAAGUGUGUGCAGAAAGCCAAAUUGUACUGCCACUGAGAGAGCCAUUGCACGACUUGCAACACACCCCAUCUUGAAGCCCAGAUUUGUUGAACUUAAAGCUGCUGUAAAAGCUUUUAAGGAUGCAAGAAAGAACCCAGCCACAACCAUACCUGCAGAAGAACAGCCUAAGUCAGCACAACAUUUCAAUAGUAGUUUGGGUGACCAAGGUCUUAAACAAGCUUGUAGACAGCAAGGAUAUGAACACAAAACAAAAAAGAGUGUGAAAAUAGAAACUGACAGGGUGGGUAAAGACCCCUGUGAGAGUGAAUCUGAGCAGGAAACUGUGGAAAUGGAAAGAGCAUAUGCUCCAGAAGAAUCUUCAUUUCAGGCAGGAGAAGUGCAAGCAGUCAGUCAGAAUAAAACAGGAAAGAAACUUGGCUAUCAGAAAAGGAAAGAAAAUAUGAGCAUGAACAAAUUAAAUGCAAUAAAAGAAAUAAUUAAUGAUGAUAGUGACCAAGAGCAACCUAAUGAAGAGGAGUACUUUGAUGAUAGUACUGAAGAGAGAUUUUAUAACCAGUCAUCAGAUUCUGACAGUGACAGCAAUGAUGAUUUCUUCAUUGGCAAAGUAAAAAGAAAGAACAAGAUAGCAGCAGUUGAUGAUCUUUCUUCAGCAAAUGAAAAGGGUAAGCUUCAGAAAAAUGUAGUGAAGAAUGAAAAGAACACAGCACCCGGGACAGCACAAAAUGUGACCCUGGAAGAAGGAAAGCCACAUGCAAAAACAAGCAGGCUAGAAUCAAUGUUCUGCAGUUCGUUGUCUACCUCUAAUGAGAAGUCUCAAAACAGAAGAAGAAAUACAAAAGACCAGCCUCUCAAAAAUGGAAGAACAGCUCUUCUUAAAAAGGAACCACAGCUCAAGAAGCAACCAUUUGCAAAAGCUGCAGGUAUUAAAUGCGACAAUAAGAAAGCAAGUUUGGAGCAGCCUCUUCAUCCUUCAUGGGAAGCAAGCAGGAGACGGCGGGAACAAAUGUCUCAAAUUACAGCAUUCCAAGGCAAAAAGAUUAAAUUUGAUGACUAGACUAUAUGUAAAUCGAGAUUAAAAAAAAAUACUCGUUGGGGAUUUGCAUCUCACGGUGUUACAACUACUGUUUGAACAUUUUUGUUAUACUGUCCUUAUCCUUUGCAACCUGUAAAAUAGCAACUGCUAGAAUUUACUGUAAUACCAUUAUGAAGAUUACUUCGUUUAUUCAAUAUGCUGUCUGCUGAUGAAUGUGGUCAUAUGGUCUUCGUUCAUAGGUCCCAUUAUAUAGUGCCACUAAUUAUGAAAUACCCCUUAACGUGAAUUAAUGGAUUUUAGGAACAUCAUUAGUGCCCUGUAGAAAUAGUACAGAUUCUUUGGAGCUUUUUUUUUGUGUAAAAAUGUACUUUAAACUACACAAGGACUUGGCUGUCAAGAGAGAGAGGAGAAUACAAAAUACUGAGGUGAUAAUCUGUAUUACCAAACACAUCUUAACUGAGAAAAACUAAGAGAUUCUUAAACUUGAAUAGACUUUAAAAAUUCCUGAAUGUAUCAGGCAGCUGGUAAAGCUGAUCAGUAGCAUGCAUGAUGAUAUGAAAGUUUCUGGAGAGCAAUAAAAUAUUAGCGUGUUAAAUUGUCAUCUCUGUCCUUUGAUUAUACUGCAGAUUUGAAGAACUGAGUGUCUUUAUUACUGUUGUCCUGGAGGAUAUUUCUGGGUACUCCAACAUGUCUGUCUUGCACUUUUUGAAAGAAUGAUGAAAAACUGAAAGGUCUUUGUACGCUAAGAAAUAUUUGACUUUUAAGUGCCAUUCUGAGUUUGGGAGUUGGUUUGAUUGGUUAAAUUUUUGUUGUAACUUUCUUCAAGGGCUUUUCCUACUGCUUAAUUGAAAAAAAAUUCUGAACUUGUAAUUCAUCUUUAAUAGUGUUGUUUAUUUAAAUAUAGUUAACUUUCAUAAUUAAAUAAAUUUGGAAACUUGGUAAAUUACUGCAGUGGGCAUAAUAUAAUACAAAGCACAAUUCAUGUGGUGCUGCCAUGGCUAUGUUGCCACCCAGCGGGACCUGGACAGGCUGGAGAGUUGGACGGGGAAUAACCUGAUGAAGUUUAACAAGGUUCCGGUAUAGGUUGGGAAAUUACAUAUUAGAGAGCAGUGUAGAGGAAAGGGACCUGGGGGUCCUGGUGGACAACAGGAUGACCAUGAGCCAGCACUGUGCCCUUGUGGCCAGGAAGGCCAAUGGCAUCCUGGGGUGUAUUACAAGGGAGGUGGUUAGUAGAUCAAGAGAGGUUCUCCUACCCCUCUACUCUGCCCUGGUGAGACCACAUCUGGAAUAUUGUGUCCAGUUCUGGGCCCCUCAGUUCAAGAAGGACAGGGAACUGCUGGAGAGGGUCCAGCGUAGGGCAACAAAGAUGAUGAAGGGAGUGGAGCACCUCCCUUAUGAAGAAAGGCUGAGGGAGCUGGGUCUCUUUAGUUUAGAGAAGAGGAGACUGAAGGGUGACCUUAUUAAUGUUUAUAAAUAUAUAAAGGGUGAGCACCAUGAGGACGGAGCCAGGCUCUUCUCAGUGGCAAACAAUGAUAGGACAAGGGGUAAUGGGAUCAAGCUGGAACACAGGAGGUUCCACUUAAAUUUGAGAAAAAGCUUCUUCUCAGUAAGGGUGACAGAGCACUGGAACAGGCUGCCCAGGGAUGUUGUGGAGUCUCCUUCUCUGGAGACAUUCAAAACCCACCUGGAAAUGUUCCUGUGUAACCUCACCUAGGCAUUCCUGCUCCAGCAGGGGGAUUGGACUAGAUGAUCUUUUGAGGUCCCUUCCAAUCCCAAACAUACUGUGAUACUGUGUUUGGAAUGCCUAAAAAUAGCGCUGCAUCAUACUAAAUGUCCAUCUAGCCUAAUACCUUCAACAGUUGUCAAACAGGAAUGCUUAAGCAUAGGCAUAGAGGAAGCACACAGUGCUUCCAAUUUCCAGCUUGUUUAGCUUCCCGUUUUAGAGCUCAGGGACAUCUUGUGAUAUUGUGGGUUAUUGUAUUUAAUAAUCCUUAAUGGAUUUAUUUUCUGCAGAUUUGUCUGCUCUUAAAUCCACGUGAACUUGUGAAAUCUGUAUUCCCUUAAGGUGUAGAAGUCCUUCCUGUGUAUUAAACUUUUAUGAAAAACAA
Molecule: messenger RNA, 3578 nt
Organism: Columba livia (rock pigeon)
Lineage: Eukaryota; Metazoa; Chordata; Aves; Columbiformes; Columbidae
Gene: SRFBP1
Product: serum response factor binding protein 1
Exons: 8
Coding region: 190-1491 (433 amino acids)
Biological process (GO): maturation of SSU-rRNA
Cellular component (GO): nucleus; 90S preribosome
Source: RefSeq, a predicted model, not a curated record